AUGGACCCCGAACCUCGUCCCCUACGCUCCCGUACCCGGAAACCUUUCGAACUACCCACCUCCGAGUCCUCUGAACCCGCUACUCCGAUUACAGAAGAAUGCAUCCAACCUUCAUACUCAAACAACCCCACCCUCGACAACCCUGAAACCUCCUCCAAAGACUUGCUCACCGCCCCCAGCCGCACCCACUCAAUCCUAAACCUCACCUCCUCGACCCUCCUAGGAAUCUACUCCCCCACGGCAUUCUCCGACGGCCCCCUCCGUGACGACAUAUCCCUCUCAGCCACCUCCGCCACGCCAUGGGGCACAGGUGCGCAGACGCCAAGCUCCCCACGCAGCCCGGCCGCCUCAUCCGCCGCCGCAACCUCCUCGAAGCUCGGGAAUGGAACUAACGGCAUUACUGGCACUCAUUCCCGCACUUCCUCGUCUCAUGCCCACCAACGACCUGCGCUGCAUGUCCCCCGACGCCAUGGCUUUCGAUCACUUUACCUACCCCUCCUACUCCGCGCCGUCCUCCUCUUCGCCUUCGGCGUCGCGUAUGGGACGCUCAUUAUGCAUUUGCAUGAUAACCAUCGUCUAACGCCUAUGCGGAUGGAGAAUAUCACCGACCAUGGGUCGUGGGUUUAUAUGGUGUUCUGGGGGUUGGCGGGGGUUGCGUUGGGCGGGUUGUUGCCGUGGUUUGAUGGGGUUUGGGAGGAGUUUGUCGGGGGUGAGUGCGGGGGUGGGAUUCUGAAGGAAAGUGACAAUGGCAACUUGAAUGCACAAGGGGAUGAUGAUAAGCAGCUGAAGGUGGCUGAUUGGAAUUCUGUUGUGAGGAGUACUGGUGCGUUUGUGGGGAUUGCGUUUGCCAUUCGCAAACUCCCCUGGCAAUCAACCCUCCAAGUCUCCCUAACCCUCGCCCUCGUCAACCCGUUCCUCUGGUACCUCAUCGACCGCUCAAAGCCAGGCUUCAUGCUCUCCACCGCUGUGGGAUUAGUAGGCAUGGUGGCAUUGUUGGGGAUUAAUUCCGAUGUUGUGCCAGCGCCAGGUGUUCCGGUUGGAGCUAGUGGGAUGCAAGUUGCGUCACAAGAGAGUAUUGCCGUGGGUACGUGGAUUGCCAGUGUUCUGUUCUGCAGCUGUGUUUGUUUUGGGAAUAUUGGAAGGAGGUUGGCGGUUGGUUGGGGGGGUUGA
Messenger RNA from Paracoccidioides lutzii Pb01, 1170 nucleotides. Its product is annotated as INSIG domain-containing protein. The transcript has 2 exons. Gene Ontology annotation, cellular component: endoplasmic reticulum. The record is from RefSeq and is a predicted model, not a curated record. Gene Ontology annotation, biological process: sterol biosynthetic process. The coding region runs from base 1 to 1170 and encodes 389 amino acids.